AUGGAAGAAGCCUGCUCAUAUCCUGAUUGUAAAGUAUCUCCCACAUUUAGGUGCAGAUGCAGCAAUAAUUUAUUUUGUGCAGCUCAUAUAGGUGAACACAUGCUAAAGCCUGGCUUAUUGCAUCUCUCAGAGACUCUAUAUAUAAAUAUUGAUCCUGAGACUAAAAACCAUCUUAUAUCAAAAUUAAAAGAGAUAACUUCAAGCCUCCUUAACAUGGAAACACAACUAUUUAGCACCACUAAAGCUAUGAUAAAUUCAAUAGAACAAAUUACUUUGAAAAAUCUAGCAUUUAUAAACGAAUUGUAUAGAAAAUGUAACAAAAUUAUUUUAUACUGUGAAUCUGUGAAUGGCAUUAAUAAAGCAUGUGAUAUAGGGAAAUUGGAUUAUUAUUUAAUUAAAAGGCCUGAAGAAAUUAUUUGUGAACUAGCUGACUGAGAAAUCCCUAAAGUGACCAUAAAGCUUGAUGAUUUUACUAAGACUAUUGACGGCUUAAUCAGUUAUAGCUCAAUUUCUACAAUUUUGCAGGGAAAUAUUAUUGAAGAAAAACUAGAAAUUGAAGAAGUUUCAGGAUCUUAUCAAGGAGAGUUUUGCAAUGGAUAUCGGCAUGGAAAUGGAACAUUAAUCACACCAAAUAAUGAUAAAUAUGUGGGUAGCUGAGAAUUAGGCCACCGAUCUGGAAGAGGAAUAUGUACCUAUGCAGAUGGCAGUGAAUAUAAUGGUGAAUGGCAAAAUGAUCUAGAGCAUGGCCAAGGCACAAAAACUUGGAAAAAUGGAGAUAUUUACAUUGGAGGUUUUAAAAAUGGCUCAAGAGAAGGGCUUGGAGAGAUGAUCUAUGAUAGCAAAAUGAAAAACUAUAAAGGAGAAUGAAUAAAUAACAGAAAAGAAGGAAAAGGAGUGCUUAAAGUCACUGAUGACUAUGAAUAUGAAGGAGAAUGGGUUGAUGAUUUCCCAGAUGGCUCAGGAAUUAAAAAAUGGAUUAAAUCCAAAAAUGUUUAUAAAGGAGAGUUUUGCUAUGGAAAUAUGACUGGAAAAGGAAUUAUGAGCUAUGGGAAUGGAGAUUACUAUGAAGGAGACUGAAGAGAUUCAAUGAGACACGGAGAAACAGGGAUCUUUGUAUUUGAGGGUGGAGUUUAUACAGGAUCCUGAAAUAAUGAUAAAUGGCAUGGAGAAGGAAAAUUGGCACUCCCUGAUAAAAGCUGUUAUCAAGGAUUGUUUAGAGAAGGGCUUAGAGAUGGAUACGGAACAUUAGAAACAAAUGAAGGAUGCACAUAUCAAGGUAACUGAGUAAAAGAUAAAAAGGAAGGUUUUGGAAUAUUAAAUGACACAAAAACAGGAGAAAAGUACGAAGGAAAAUGGGUGAAUGAUAAAAUGCAUGAUAUUAAAGCAAAAGUAAUCAUGCAUGGUGGAAUUAUUUUAAAAGGAGAAUAUAAAGAAGGAAAUAGAGUUGGUAAAUGGGAAAUAGACUAUCCAAACGGAAAAAAGAAAAUUAUUCGAAUGAAAGCCAAAUAA
Blepharisma stoltei is the source of this 1509-nucleotide messenger RNA. The record is from the annotation of a GenBank genome assembly. Lineage: Eukaryota; Ciliophora; Heterotrichea; Heterotrichida; Blepharismidae.